Messenger RNA from Aureobasidium vineae, 1194 nucleotides. The record is from the annotation of a GenBank genome assembly. Lineage: Eukaryota; Fungi; Ascomycota; Dothideomycetes; Dothideales; Saccotheciaceae.
AUGACAAAAGUAUCGCUACAGACUGCUGUUACCCAAAACAACAAGUGGGUCUCUGCACGAUCUCUGACAGCCGUCUUUGUCGGCGGGACCAGCGGUAUUGGCGAAUACACCAUUCGUUCGCUCGCUGCUCACUACGGCAAGAGUGCUCAAACUCUGUCCUUGUACCUUGUAGGCAGGAACGACGAUGCANGCCACAAAAUCUUCAACGACUGCCGCAAGUUAUGUCCUUCUGGCGACUUCAACUUUGUCAAGGCCUCUGAUCUAUCACUCAUUCGCGAUGUCGACAAGGCAUCAGAAGACAUCAAGCAGCUCGUCAGCCAGGCGAGCACUGACAAGGGCACAACACCAUGUAUCGACCUGCUGAUCAUGAGUCAUGCCGACUUGCACAUUGGUGGGAGGAGAGGUGAGUUUGUUUCGCGUACUUUUGAAGAGGAUCUCUUUCUAAUCGCUCUUGCUCAACAGNAGACCAAAGAAGGCCUUGACAAGACCAUGUCAAUGCUAUACUAUUCCCGCAUGCGUUUCGCUGUAAAUCUUCUGCCUCUAUUACGGGCUCCCGAGGCUUCUCAUGUCAUCUCUGUCUUCGGAGCAGGUUUGGUAAGUCCAUGCUAUUCAUCCCUCUUACUCAACAGUGCUGAUGCUUUUGCCCAUCCAGNNGAGCAAAUCAAAGAUUUUGAUGCCGAAGACAUGUCCUUCCGCAAUGCAAAGAGGUAUAACAUGUCUCGAGCCCGCACCCACGUCGUCACCAUGACAACGUUGUUCAUGGAAAAGUUGGCCGCCCAGAAUACCGGUAAGGUCGCCUUUGUCCACCUCUUCCCUGGCGUAGUCAUCACACCAGCAUUUGGCAAUCAAGAUCUUCCAAGCUGGUUCCGCGUCAUGUGGACUGUUGCAAAGCCAGUCGUCAAAUACGCCAUGGCCGUGUCGCCAGAAGAAAUUGGCGAGCGUAUCCUUUACAUGUCUUCAUCGGUAGUGCCACCGAGGGACUCGCAGGCCGCUGAAGACGCCUCUGUCAAGGUUGCAACAAGUACUGAUGGUGUUGUUGGCGGAGGAGCCUAUGCUUGCAAACACGACGGGGAGACCAUCGAUGUUCAAACCAAGUACAGGGAUCUUAAGAAGUCCAAGGUCGAUGAAAGAGUUUGGGAUCACACCAUGAGCGUCUUCCAGCAGAUUGAAGAAAGUGGUACUUACAAAGAUUAG